AUGGUGGGGAGAAAUUCUCCGAUUCCUGAGCAAGUCGAGAAAGGAGUGAAAAUGGUGGAGAAAUUUCCGGAAGUCGUCGAACUUCCGACAGAUCGGUCUACCACAUCAUGUCCUCCAUUUGCAAUGCGUUUCACACGGAAACAAAUGAACUCGUCGCCAGGUUUAGAGCGGGUGACGCACCAUUCGUUCAAUUUGAGAUGGCUUCAUGUUGUCCUUUCAGGACUAAUUCACAAAGGAAAUGUGCCGCUGAAUGCGAAUGGUGUUGAUGGAGGAUCAAAGUGGCAUGGAAUGCAUGAGACACAUAUGCUGCUGAGUGAUGAAUCUCGAUUAGAUCAAUAA
Molecule: messenger RNA, 339 nt
Organism: Acanthocheilonema viteae
Lineage: Eukaryota; Metazoa; Nematoda; Chromadorea; Rhabditida; Onchocercidae
Source: the annotation of a GenBank genome assembly